GCGCCGCAUAUUUAUGUUUGCUCCAUCAGAAGUUGAAGAAACCUGACCGGCACCAUCAUCUUCUCUCGGGAGAGCAACUUUUUCGCAUUCGGUCGGUAGAGUUUCCUGAAUAUGAGUAAGCUUCAGAGUGAAGCUCUUAGAGAAGCUAUCUCGGGGAUCUAUAGUGAUUGCAAUGAGAAAAAACGGAAUUUCACUGAGACCAUUGAACUCCAAAUUGGGUUGAAGAAUUAUGAUCCCCAGAAAGACAAGCGUUUCAGUGGUUCUGUUAAGUUGCCACACAUUCCUCGUCCGAAGAUGAAGGUCUGCAUGCUUGGUGAUGCACAGCAUGUGGAAGAGGCAGAGAAGAUAGGCCUGGAUUAUAUGGAUGUGGAAGCGUUGAAGAAGCUUAACAAGAAUAAGAAACUGGUCAAGAAACUGGCAAAGAAGUACCAUGCCUUUUUGGCUUCAGAAGCUGUAAUUAAGCAGAUCCCCCGUCUUCUAGGCCCUGGUCUAAACAAGGCAGGGAAGUUCCCAACGCUGGUUACCCAUCAGGAAUCUCUGGAAUCUAAGGUCAAUGAGACAAAGGCCAUGGUGAAGUUCCAACUAAAGAAGGUCCUUUGCAUGGGUGUUGCCAUCGGCAACGUCAGCAUGGAAGAAAAACAGGUUUUCCAAAAUGUUCAGCUGGGCGUGAAUUUCCUUGUUUCCUUGCUGAAGAAAAACUGGCAGAAUGUCAAGUGUCUGCACUUGAAAAGCACAAUGGGAAAGCCAUAUCGCGUUUUCUAAGCCAUUUUGCUCAAUCAUUUGAAGAGUUUUGUAGGCAGAGAAUUAGCCGGAUUCCGGUGGUGGCUGGUUGGGAUGGUUCUCUCUUUUGGUUUGUUUUUUCCUCAAAGAUUAUGCUAUUCAAUACAUCUAAAUUUUCGUAAAAUUUGUAUUUCAAAGACAUUGAUUUUUUUUU
Molecule: messenger RNA, 934 nt
Organism: Rhodamnia argentea
Lineage: Eukaryota; Viridiplantae; Streptophyta; Magnoliopsida; Myrtales; Myrtaceae
Product: 60S ribosomal protein L10a
Exons: 6
Coding region: 112-762 (216 amino acids)
Biological process (GO): translation
Cellular component (GO): large ribosomal subunit
Molecular function (GO): structural constituent of ribosome; RNA binding
Source: RefSeq, a predicted model, not a curated record